This is a messenger RNA of Mycotypha africana, 458 nucleotides long. RefSeq lists its product as uncharacterized. Bases 142 to 408 code for a protein of 88 amino acids. The transcript has a single exon. NCBI's taxonomy places the organism in Eukaryota, Fungi, Mucoromycota, Mucoromycetes, Mucorales, Mycotyphaceae. The record is from RefSeq and is a predicted model, not a curated record.
ACGACCUUUGGAUAAUUCUCCUGUGCCUUUCGUUAUCCAAUUCGCGCUUUUAAGUAAGUUAUACCUUUCUAACUGGUAUCUCAAAAAAAGUACGUAUUCUUAUUCCAUGUUAGUCACUCAGAUAACAGAAAAAUCGUACGUAUGGCAUCUCAUGUUCUUCCCUCAAUCACAACCAUACUUCACUUGCCAAUGCUCUUGGUUAGCACAUUUAGUAUUAAUACUAAACCCCUACUUAUCAAUAAAACGCACAAUGUAGUCAUAUCAGUCUUUCCUUUUUUGAUGGCAUAUUUGUCAAGAUUUGGUCAAUUAAUUCCAAUGAUCGAACUCGUCCUUCAAAUGAUAAGGCUUGCUUGCUGUACCAUACGCCUCGUUAGAGUUGCUUCUUCAUCAAAAGUUAAGGGAGUAUAACAGUAUGUUUCGUUCCCUCUAUAUUAGGCAUUCAAGACAUUAUAUUUCUU